AUAUUGCACAACUUUUCGAAACUUGUCCAUCUUCGCUACCUAAGGAUCAAGGUGUUGUAUUCGUACCACUGCCAUCUUUCACCAAGUUCUUUGCUUAGAUUGUAUCAUUUAGAGGUGAUUGAUAUACAAAGUAUGAAUUCUCGUCGUGUUAGUUCAACAAGAAAUAUGAGCAACCUUGUAAAAUUGCGUCAUUUUCUUGUCUCGGAAGACGAGCUUACACUUCAUUCUGAUAUUCAUGGGGUGGGAAAACUGAAAUUCCUCCAGGAAUUAAGGAAAUUUACAGUGGGAAAGGAGAGUGAGGGUUUUGAGCUGCGUCAGCUCGGGCCAUUGAAAGAGAUAGGAUUACUUGGCAUUUAUAAUCUUGAAAAUGUGCAAAAAAAAGAGGAAGCAAAAGAAGCAAAACUGUUACAGAAGAACUACUUAAGAGAACUCAUAUUAGAAUGGGAUGUCAAGCGAUCCAAUAAAGAUUCUGUAAAAGAAGAAAAUGUUCUUGCAAGUCUUAUACCACAUAGCAAUCUUCAAAAGUUGUGCAUUAGAGGGCAUGGGGGCCCUAACUGCCCAGCAUGGCUAUGUGAGAAUCUCUCGGUUAAAUGUUUGAAAUCUCUUUGUCUAGAUGGCAUAUCCUGGAAAAACCUUCCACCUCUAGGAGAGAUGUGGAUGGCUAAUGGGCUUGGAGGAGAGUAUCAGGCUUGUAGUGUCUCAUCUUCAAUCUUUCUUAAUUUGAAAAGUUUAGAAUUAAGGAACAUAUCUAGUUUGAAAAAAUGGGUGGGGAGUGGAACUUGUCCUUUAUUUUCUCACUUGGAAGUGCUCGGAAUUGUAGAUUGCUCUGAACUCAUCGAGUUGCCAUUUUCACACCCUCCUACUUGCUGUCAAGCACAGCGGGAGGAGAAAAUAAGCUGGUUUCCUAAACUACGGGAGCUUGGUAUUGUAGACUGCCCGAAACUAGUGUCGUUCCCUCCUAUCCCUUGGCGGACUAGUGCUCUUUGCUCUGCUUACAUAGCAAGAGUUGGAUCGUGUUUUGAAGAGCUGAUUUACUCGAGACAUGAAUUGGAAUUAAAUCUGGAGAUUGAGGGAAGAGGUGGCCAGGGUGAUGUGUUCUGGAGUGGGUUGAAUUUCUCUAAUCUAACUGAUCUAGAAGAGUUGUGUAUGAAAAAUAUCCCUUUCCUUCCAUUGGAACACCUCCGAGUGCUAACAUCUCUGAAGAAGAUCGAGAUUAAUGAUGCAAGCAGUUUCUUGGUGCCCGUCGAAGGUGCCGAUGAUGGCAUAUACCGGUUUCCAGUUGAAGACCUAGAGAUUACCGGGUGCGAUGUUAGUGGGAAAGAAUUGACAGUGCUGCUCUCUUUCCUUCCCAACCUCUCAAAAUUGAGAAUAUCUAGCUGUGACAGUAUAACUGGGUUGGAUGUGGCGGAGGGUGCGGAAACUGUUUCUGAAGAGCAGCAGGAGCAAGAGACAAGAGUCGGGGAGGAGGAAAUAAUAUCAGCAGCGGCAGCAGAAGGCCUGCUGCUCUUGCCUCCUCAGCUACAGGAGUUGGAGAUCAUAUAUUGCGCAAACAUGAUCUUGCGCUCCAAUCCACUUCACGACAAGGACCAGAAAUCAGAAGACCUGGAAGAAGGAAGUGGAGGGGGACUCCAGCGUCUCCGCUCCCUCCGUGUGUUGGAUGUAUCCUACUGCCCCAAGUUCCUCUCCUGCUAUUCUUCCUCCUCUGCUUUCCCUUUCCCGACCUGCCUGCAACACCUCACCCUAAGUGGCGCGAUCUACAUGGAGACCCUGCAACCCCUCUCAAACCUCAGCUCUCUCACGGAGUGUCAGUUAUUAUUUGAAUUGAGGGGUUUAGAUGGUUUGUGGCCUCUCCUCAGCCACGGUCGACUCACAAAAUUAGCAAUCGAUUCUUACUCCGGGUUCGUUUUCUUCUUUGCAUCGGAUCCCUCGAUCCUUACUCCACUUUCCAGGAACCCUCUUUAUUUGUGGACGGGGAGCAACACAGGAUUCCUUGUUGCGCCCAUCUGCAGCCUCCUCUCUUCCACCCUCACCAAAUUGUACCUCAGUUUGGAUCAGGAGAUGGAGCGCUUUACAAAGGAGCAAGAGGAGGCCCUCCAGCUCCUCACCUCCCUCGAGGAGCUGGAAUUUUCAGCCUUGAAAAACGAGCGGCACUACCUCUGGAAGGUGCAGUGCCUCCCUGCAGGGCUAGACAAGCUUAUCAACAUCAAGAGACUAACGAUCAAUCAGUGUUCAUCCAUCCGGUCGCUGCCCAGCCUUCCGAGCUCUCUGCAGGAAUUAGUGAUUUACGACUGUUAUGCACUCCAGUCGCUGCCAAACAGCCUCCCGAGUUCUCUGGAAAUAUUGAACAUCUACAGCUGUAAAGCCAUCAAGUCGCUGCCAGAGAGCCUCCCGAGUUCUCUGAAAAUACUGAAGAUCUCCGGCUGUAGGGCCAUCAAGUCGCUGCCCAAGGAUGGCCUUCCAAGUUCAAUGCUAGAGUUAGAUGUCAGCUUUAACGCGAACAGUGAAGAGCUAAGAAGGGAGUGCUGCAAGCUAAAAGGAACCAUUCCGAUAGUCAAAGUCUGACCAAUUAAUCCA
Messenger RNA from Triticum dicoccoides, 2574 nucleotides. RefSeq lists its product as uncharacterized. The transcript has a single exon. The record is from RefSeq and is a predicted model, not a curated record. The annotation marks the transcript as partial. Lineage: Eukaryota; Viridiplantae; Streptophyta; Magnoliopsida; Poales; Poaceae.